CCAUUAGCAAUGCAAACAGGGGUGGUUCAUAUUUUGUCCAGAUUUAUCAUAUCAGCAAAAAAAACAUCUAUUUUAUGAAGUCUUUCUGAUCUUGGGGGGUUUUCAUAUAUUUUACUUUAAAACACGUCUAAUAACUUGACAUAAUUGGGGAUUUGUCAACGUCAUGAAUGUACUGCGAUAGUCUGAUCCAUGCCGGAAGUGUUCGUGUUUACGGCGCGUUAGCAUGGUGGACGUGAACCUCAUUCGCUCGCUUUCGUUUUUGUAAACAACGACUCGACCUUUUAUUCCGUUCGCGUGAAUUAAUAAGGGUCAUUAAGCGCUGCAUGGUGGUUUGGACGUGGUCCGAGUUACAGCGAGACGGCGCAAUGGCCAGCUGGCAAGGAAACUAACGAGGCUUGGCUAACGUCUUCCUCGUUGCCUGUGGACUCGAGCAGGUGCGACGUGGCCAUGGGCGCCGAGAGCAGCGCCGUGCGGAGCUGCACGCUGGAGGAGCCGCUCCUGAGCCUGCCCUUCGGUCUCACCAUGUUCUCGGCCGUCCUCCAGGACGGGAAGGUCGCUUCCGUGUUUGUCCACAAGCGCGGCAACGAAGAUAAGGUCAACAAAGCGGCUAAGCACCUGAAGACCCUGAGGCACCCGUGCCUGUUGCGCUUCCUGUCCUGCUCCGUGCAGGACGGCAGCAUCCACCUGGUGACGGAGCGCGUCAAGCCUCUGGAGUUGCUGCUGGACAGCCUCACCCCCGAAGAGAUCUGCGCCGGAAUCUACGACCUCUUGCAGGCGAUCGUCUUUUUGCACGAGAGAGGUAAAUCGAGCCACAACAACGUGUGCAUCUCGUCGGUGUUUGUCAGUGAAGAUGGACAUUGGAAGUUAGGAGGGAUGGAAACGGUCUGCAAGUUCUCUGAAGCAACUCCAGAGUUUCUUGUGAGCAUUCAGAGCGUGAGAGAUGCCAGCUGUGUUCCUCCAGAGGAGCAGGUGGAGGGCUUUAAAAUGCUUCCAGAUAAACACGCCCACUCUCGAGAUUGUUACUCUUUUGGCUCCAUGCUCGAGGCCCUCCUGCCUCUGUUGAAUGGUUACGUCUCGCAGGAGCUGUCCGACAGUCUGAAAAAGACCCUGCAGGCGGGCCCGCUGAACUCUGACCCCUCCCGUCGGCCUUCCCUCAGCUCCUUGCUGACUCAUGAUUUUUUCAGGAACGACUUUCUGGAAGUGAUGAACUUUCUGACCAGCCUCACGCUCAAAACCGAGGAAGAAAAAAACGAGUUCUUCAAAUUUCUUCUUGACAGAGUCCAAAGCCUCCCCGAGGAACUGACCGCCGCUCGCCUGGUCCCCAAACUGCUCAACUCCCUGGUGUUUGCCGAGCCGAUGGCCGUCAAAAGCUUCUUGCCACAUCUCCUUAAGCCAAAGAAAGAUUGCGGCGGCGAAGAGUGCCUGCUGUCUGUGGCCCUUUACCGCAAGCACGUCAUCCCGCAGCUGCUCAAGCUCUUCAAAGUCAACGAGGAGCACGUGCGGAUGGUGCUGCUGGCCAACAUCCACAUCUACGCUCCCUUCUUCUCCCAUGAGGAGCUGAAGAUCCAGAUUCUACCUCAGGUUUUGCUCGGAAUGAGAGACACCAACGACGCCUUGGUCGCUAUGACGCUGCAGAGUCUGGCCGUGUUGGUCCCUUUGCUCGGGGCUCAGGUGGUGGUCGGAGGAGAGAGAACCAAGGUCUUUAAACGCACCACUCCCAAGUUCACCAGGUCGGCAGAGGCCACGCCGGAAAUGUCACCCGUCCACAUCAUCGGAGGCUCCUAUCCGCUGAUAGAGCAGCCUUCCAAGGUUUUGAAUUUGUUCCCCAGACCGCCGGAAGACCUCGUUCAGGGCAACAGCGGUCGAUUUUGGGGAAAAAGUGACAUUUCAACAAACUGCAAGCUGGAGCCGACAUCAGGCAUCAGCAAACCGACGUCCCUGCCCUUAAAUGGCUUCCGCCAGCUCGGUGACACGGACGCUUGCAGCCCGGGAGAGGCGCCGCAUUCGGCCAAAGGCCGCGGGGAGGACUGGCCCGACUGGAGCGAUCCAGACGACGGCGAGGACCGAAAGAGGGAGCCGGUCCAGAUCCUCAUCGAGGCCUCGGGUCCGGCCGGCAGAACGUGCCAGGCUGUAGGAGAUGCAGAUGAAGAGCCUUGGGAUGACUUCGAGGAAACGGAAGCCACAAGCGAUGCCGCUCCUGCAGCUUCAGUUGUGUUUGCCACGCCUGCUGGAAAGCAAAGCGCAGAGACGCUAAGAUCGGGAUCUUCCAAACCCCUGAAACUGACCUCAGCGGCACGACCGGCCAAUGGACCGCCAGUGGACCCUAAGCCCGCCGGGCCGCAGAACCGCGGGGACUCGGGAGGUCUCGGGGAGGAGUUCACCAUCAAGGUGAAGAAGAAGCAGCAAAAAGAAGUAGACCCAGAGCUAGAUUUGUUUGCGGACAUGGUGCCGGACAUCAAGAUGUCGUCCCCGGCUCUGCUCACGCUUGAGCGCGCGGGACUGACGUCAAACGACUCUGCCGUCGACAUGACGACAAUGUUGCUGUCUGCCAAGUUUGCUGCUGCCAGUCUGCCUGAGGCUGAAGGAGACGGUUGGGGCGACGACGGCGACGACCUCAACUGGGAGGACGACAAUGGUUGGGGAUGACAUUUGCCGGGAAGCAACGAUGGAGCACUCGCCUGCACCCCAAAAAAAAAAAAAAAAAAAAACACUUAUCCUGUACCAACUCUCGAUUUUUGACUCAAGAACAAAGACUUGGCUGCUUGUUCGUUCAGAUGGAAGGAAUCGGUGCUAAUCAGGUAGGUGGGGAUGUAAAUGAAGCCAUUUUUAAUUUCUUGUCAACUGACAAGAAUGAUGAUGAUGAUGAUGAUGGAACAUACGAGGUGAAAAGAAAUCAUUAUGUGCCAACUUUGCUAAGGGGAUCUUUGUGAGGUUGGAUGCCCAAGAAGGCCUCUUGCACUUUGAAUGAAUGUGAAGGGCAUGAGAUUAAUUUAUUAGUGGCUUUUUGGAGGGCUCGCUAGUGAAAUAAAGCGUAAACUGGACACAGAC
Messenger RNA from Syngnathoides biaculeatus (alligator pipefish), 3048 nucleotides. It is a transcript of the gene scyl3, whose product is annotated as SCY1-like, kinase-like 3. The transcript is spliced from 14 exons. The coding region runs from base 448 to 2646 and encodes 732 amino acids. Gene Ontology annotation, biological process: protein phosphorylation. The record is from RefSeq and is a predicted model, not a curated record. Lineage: Eukaryota; Metazoa; Chordata; Actinopteri; Syngnathiformes; Syngnathidae. Gene Ontology annotation, molecular function: ATP binding; protein kinase activity.